This is a messenger RNA of Nerophis lumbriciformis (worm pipefish), 3423 nucleotides long. The record is from RefSeq and is a predicted model, not a curated record. Lineage: Eukaryota; Metazoa; Chordata; Actinopteri; Syngnathiformes; Syngnathidae.
AUGGAGCGCUUCCUGGCUCUCCUGCGCCUGCUCCAGAGGAGGCGCAGGAGGAGGUACCGCGCCGACGACGACUACCAGGAAGGAUACGACGAUGUCUACUUCUAUACCAGCAAGUACCACGCGCGGCUGCUACAUGAAGGUCCGUACACCAAACAUUCGGCAGGCUCGCGUCCGUCGGACGGCGCGCUCGCCAUCAGGAGGCAGAGCAUUCCGGAUGAGUUCCGGGGGUGCACGCUGGUGGAGCUGAUGAAGAAGGAGGGCACCACGCUGGGGCUGACCGUGUCGGGCGGCAUCGACAAGGACGGGAAGCCGAGGGUGUCCAACCUCAGGCCCGGGGGCAUCGCCGCCAGGAGCGACCAGCUGAACGUCGGCGACUACAUCCGCUCGGUGAACGGCAUCAACUUGGCCAAGUUCCGCCACGACGAGAUCAUCAGCCUGCUGAAGAACGUGGGCGAGCGCGUGCUGCUGGAGGUGGAGUACGAGCUGCCCCCCGUCUCCGUCCAGGGCUCCGGCGUCCUGUUCAAGACCGUGGAAGUCACGCUUCACAAGGAAGGAAACAGCUUCGGAUUCGUCAUCAGAGGAGGAGCCAGCGACGACAGGAACAAGUGUCGGCCCAUCGUUAUCGCCACGGUACGCUCGGGAGGGCCGGCCGACAGGGAGGGGAGCAUCAAACCGGGCGACCGUCUGCUGAGCGUUGACGGCAUCCGUCUCCACGGCAACACGCUGGCGGAGGCCACGAGCGUACUGAAGCAGAGCGGACAGGAAGCCACCAUGCUGCUGGAGUACGACGUCUCCGUCAUGGAGUCCGUGUCCUCGGCUUCGGGCCCUCUGCUGGUAGAGGUGGCCAAGGCGACGGGCUCCAGCCUGGGCGUGGCUCUGUCCUCGUCCAUGUUCUGCAGCAAGCAGGUCAUCGUCAUCGACAAAGUCAAACCGGCCAGCAUCGCCGACAGGUGUGGCGCUCUGCACGCCGGCGAUCACAUUUUGUCGGUGGACGGCAAGUCGAUGGAAUUCUGCUCUCUGGCCGAAGCUACGCAACUGCUCUCCGCGUCCUGCCACAACGUCCGCAUGGAGAUCCUGCCUCAGCACCAAGCCCGACCGGCGCUCAACGCGCCGCAGCAAGUCAAGGUGCAGCGUUCUCCUCGUCCCCUCCCUUGGGAGAGCGGAAACUCCGCCCCUAUCCUCCCCCCUUACCACUACAACACGUACCAUCCCGACCAAUCGGGCGGCAGGUCGCACAACCGCCAUACAAACAAUCCGCCAUUGGGUCACACGUUCUCUCCGGGCUCCAUGUCGGCGUACAGUCUGUCGUCCCUCAACAUGACCGUCCCCAGGAACGCGUACCCCACUAGCCCGCGGGGUACGCUGAUGAGGAAGAAGCAGAAGAAGAAGGACUUCAAGAGCUCCUUGUCUCUGGCGUCCAGCACGGUGGGUCUGGCCGGUCAGGUGGUCCACACGGAGACCACGGAGGUGACGUUGCUCGGCGACGGCGUCAUGGGCUUCGGCCUCCAGCUGCAAGGCGGCGUCUUCGCCACGGAGACGCUCUCCUCGCCGCCGCUCAUCGCUUACAUCGACCCCGACAGUCCCGCAGAGAGGUGCGGCAUUCUCCAAAUAGGCGACCGCAUCUUAUCCAUAAACGGCAUUCCUACAGAAGACUCCACUCUGGAAGAAACCAAUCAGCUGCUUAGAGACUCCUCCAUUACUGCACAACUCACCCUAGAGAUCGAGUUCGACGUGGCCGAAUCGGUCAUUCCGUCCUCCGGAACGUUCCACGUGAAACUCCCCAAGAAGCCGGGAGUGGAGUUGGGAAUUACCAUAAGCUCUCCUUCAAACAGGAAAGCGGGAGACCCCCUCAUCAUUUCGGACAUCAAGAAGGGCAGCGUCGCACAUAGGACGGGGACGCUGGAGCUGGGCGACAAGCUCCUGGCCAUCGACAACAUCCGCGUAGAGACCUGCUCCAUGGAGGAGGCGGUGCAGAUCCUGCAGCAGUGCGAGGAGCUGGUCAAGCUGAAGAUACGCAAAGACGAGGACAACUCUGAUGAGCAGGAAGUGUCGGGGAGCAUCAUCUACACGGUGGAGCUGCAACGCUACGGGGGUCCUCUAGGGAUCACCAUCUCGGGCACGGAGGAGCCUUUCGACCCCAUCGUCAUCUCCUCGCUCACCAAAGGAGGCCUAGCGGAAAGGACGGGCGCCAUCCACGUGGGCGACCGCAUCCUAGCCAUCAACAGCAGCAGCCUGAAGGGCAAACCGCUGAGCGAGGCCAUUAUUCUGCUGCAGCAGGCCGGCGAGACCGUCACGCUCAAGAUCAAGAAGCACGGCGAGCUGUCCAGUCCCGAGUUCCGCGCCGUCGGCUCGGCUCUGGAGAACCACGACGGCGAGGCGGGAGAGGAACCGCCUUCGGGUCAGAGGAUGUUCAGCGCGCUGCCGUCCGUCGACAGCGCCGUCGAGUCCUGGGACGGUUCCAAUGUGGACGCCGGCUUCGCCAGUCCGGCCCCUUCCUUCCAAUCGUCGCCGUUCACAUUCCACGAGUGGCGCAACGCCAAAACGAGCAACAGCCAAUCCCUCGCCUCUUCUCGCCUAAGAACCAACCCGCUGGCGGACCUGUCGGGCCUCAACGACGACUGGGAACACGUCACGCUUGGCGGGUGAGCAAAGUGGCAUUUGCCAUUCGAAGCGGCGACGGGACGCAGGUUCACGGUAGGUCACGACGGGACGGAACCGGACCAGGAGGAGAACUUUUGGUCUCAGGCCCUGGAGGACUUGGAGACGUGCGGACAGAGCGGGAUCCUCAGGGAACUGGAGGCCACCAUCAUGUCUGGCUCCACCAUCAGCCUGAACCACGACCCGGCCCCCUCCCGCACCUCGUUGGGACGCCAGGCCAGCUUUCAGGAACGCAGCAACACGCGCCCCCAGGUAACCCCGCGCUCCAACACCUUGCCUUCCGACCCCCAACGCAGAGCCUUCGCCAUGAAGAAGAUGAGACAGGAAGUCAAUGACAUCCUUAACCAGACGCCAGUCGAACUUCACAAGCUGACUCUGGAAAAGUCUUCCGAUUCCGAGGACUUUGGCUUCAGUGUGUCGGACGGCGUUUUGGACCGCGGCGUUUACGUCAAUAAUAUCCGGGCCGGCGGGCCGGCGGAGCGCGGAGGCCUGCAGGCGUACGACCGCCUCUUGCAGAUCAACCACGUGCGCACUCGAGACUUCGACUGCUGCCUGGUGGUUCCGCUCAUCGCCGAGUCGUCCGACCGCUUGGAUUUGGUGGUCAGUCGAAACCCGCUGACCAAUCACUCGGAAGGCACCGACAACGGCCGCGCCCCUCGACCCGUCGACGGCAACAAGGAAGCGGGCGAGGACGGCGCGCCCAUCAAGUGGAAGAAACCCGGGGACGGGACCGGGUCGGGGCUCGUCACAGACACUUCUGUAUAA